Messenger RNA from Cornus florida, 669 nucleotides. RefSeq lists its product as uncharacterized. The coding region runs from base 1 to 669 and encodes 222 amino acids. The transcript has 2 exons. The record is from RefSeq and is a predicted model, not a curated record. NCBI's taxonomy places the organism in Eukaryota, Viridiplantae, Streptophyta, Magnoliopsida, Cornales, Cornaceae.
AUGACUGGUGCUGCCACGGUGGAGGAACAACUAGCAACUAUUUCUCGUGCUAUUGAGAAUCUCACAAAGACUGUUGAAGAAAAGGACUUACAAAUCGCUACGCUGAUGAACAAAUUAGAAGUUCAGACCUUCGGUGAAUCACCAGUACAAUCUGGGCAUCCUACAUCUUCCACAGCACCGCCAACUGGGAAUCGUACAACUUUAACACCACCACUGUCUGGGAAUCCUACAUCUUCCACAGUAAUGCCGACGGAGAAUCCUAAUUCUACCACACAAGGUACUCGCAUGGUGGACCCUAAACAGACGCCGGUGACAGAACAGGCGGCUAGUGAAAACCAGACGCCGGUGACAGAACAGUACCGAUUGUCAGAAAUCUCUGCUGUGGAGAUGUGUAUGCGGGGAAUGUAUUGGGGCCUUCUUUACAUUCUGCAAGGCAUAAAACCUCGCACAUUUGAAGAAUUGGCUAUGCGUGCCCAUGACAUUGAGAUCAGUAUGAAAUCCCAUGAAGGCAAAAGUCCCGUGGCCACAGUACCAAGCAAGGAUAAAAAAGACUGGAAGAAGGGCGAUAAGUCGUCAAAGACCGCUGCUAAAGAUUCCAUGGCUAUCUCAACCACCCCAAUCAAGAUAUCUGUUACAGAUGAUAAGAAGGAUAAUAAAAAGCCUCACUAG